Molecule: messenger RNA, 1235 nt
Organism: Cuscuta campestris
Lineage: Eukaryota; Viridiplantae; Streptophyta; Magnoliopsida; Solanales; Convolvulaceae
Source: the annotation of a GenBank genome assembly
AGCAGAAAUUACAACUUUUUUAACAUUUUUUUUCUUAAAAUUAUCGAAGGUGACCCUGAGAUUAGAACCAAUGUUCAAACGGGCAGUGACGUUCGUGGAGGAGGAUGACGCCGACUUGGGGGAGGAAAUAAUCGCGUUUGGGUCCCAACACGAAUUCGGAGACAUGACUUGGUUUCCAAGCCAGAGAAGAGUCGUGAAACGCAUUGAUGAUCGGGUCAAGACAAACGCGUCCUCCAAUGGUCUCAAUAAUUUCUUAGGAUUUCGAUCUGCUCCUUCACUUGUGUCAAGCCUGGUGAGAAUUGCAGGCAAACAAUACGAUGCGGUAGACUUCGACAUUACCUACUACCGAAGAAAAGACCCAAUGGCUCCUAGGCUUUAUCAAGACUUCAUAGAAGAAAUCGAACAACUUGCAAUUUUCAAAUACGGGGCCUUGCCACAUUGGGGUAAGAACAGAAAUGUGGCUUUCCUAGGGGCAAAAAACAAGUAUGUGAAGUUUGAUGAGUUCUUGAAAGUUAAGGAAAGGUAUGAUCCUAAAGCAUUGUUCUCGAGCGAUUGGACGAACCAAGUUUUGGGUCUGAAAGAAGGGUUGGAGAUUACAAAGGACAAUUGUGCUUUGGAAGGGUUGUGUAUUUGCUCACAAGAUUCUCAUUGUGCUCCAAGCAAAGGGUAUUUUUGUCGACCAGGAAAACUGUAUAGUGAUGCUAGAGUUUGUGCUAAGACAAAAGAUGAGAUGAUGUCUUUAAUGGAGAGCAAAGUUGUGGAGCCUUUGAAGAAUGCAUAUGAAGACCUUGUUCGUGCGGCGACGGAGGUGCUAGAGGCCAAGCUGCAGAGCAGUUGCCGCGGGAAAGAGACUGCCGCCGCCGCCGCAGAAGUGAGGGCUGCGUUAGAGAAGUUCAAGGAGCGCUGGGACUCCUUCCACCGCCUCUGCGACGGAGCCACGGAGUUCAUGGAGCACCUCAAAAGUGGCUUGGGGUUAAGUGGCACUGGUGGUAGCACCGGCUCCGCCGCCUUUCUGAGCGUCUGCGACGACGUUGAGGUUGCUCCUGAACUGAUAACAGAAAGAAUUGAUGAGGAAAAUGCUGCUCCUAGCUAGUUACUGCAUGGUGAUUCUUGUUGGAAAGUACGUGAAGCAAGUGAAACUAACAUUUUGAUAUUGAUGUGGUUAUGCUAUGCACUUUUGUAAUGGCCAUUUUUUGAGCCAAUAUAAUGGGAUGCAAUAAUGGCUUGAAUCGUUA